AUAAAUAAGAAUUCGCUGUCAGAACAGUCAGAAGGUGAACACACAAUUCAGUCGACGUACUUAACAAAAACACGAACUGCCAGAUGAAAAAUCUCAUUAAUUAUUAUCAUUAUUCCUCCAGAGAGAUUAUUCGUUGUAUAAUAAAAAUAAAAGCUGUGCUUAUUAAAGUUAAUGGUGGUUUGUAAUAGUUGGUUAGUUAGUUAAAUGUGAUAUAGAGGUUAGAUUUAAUAGAGGAAUCAACUGAACUGAAAUUCAGACUCAGACACGUCUAAAAAGACAAAAGAAUUGAAAAAAACCGGAAUAAUUUCCACACCCACGAAUAAUAAAUAAUGGGGGCACAAAAUUCCAAAGCGGACGAGGCCGUGUCCGGACAUUUGACGGCGGAGGAGAUGACGACGUUAAAAAAGUUGUUUAACACGUUCAAUACGCAGGUCGCCGUGGUCGGCGCCAAGGGGGAGAAAACGCUCUGCAGCAGUUAUCAAGAUUUCCAGCGCCACUGUGAAAAUUAUCUGCAUGACUGGUUAGCUGCUCGUGUCGCGGACAAAUUGUCAAUCCAGUGGCCAAAACAGGAGCAGCUCAUCCCCCUCACGAACUAUCUCAGCUUCGUGUCCGACCUCCUCAAGGGGACGGUGGACGAAAAGGUCAACGUAAUUUGGAAUUUAGCCGUUCCAACGACCCCCACCGCGCGAGAUUAUAUCACUGCCCAGGAACUUGUGCAAUACACGAGGAGCAUUAUCGAGUCUUAUCUUAAGUGUGUGGAACAGUCGCCCACUUAUCGGAGCUGGAUUGAUGCCGAAAUUGGCCAUAAUCUAACGCCAGACUCGAUCACGGACUUGGCCGAAUUCGUCUUGGCGGAUUUGCUGUAUCCGGGCAUCUCUAAUAAGGAAAUUAUCAAUCAGUCAGGGUUCGCUAAGGAUUCCUUUAGUCGAGACGACUUGGAAAAGUGUUUCCUGAAUUCGGCCCUCUUUCAACAACUGCACUCCUCCGUGGCCGCGUCUUGCUUUCGACUUGACGUGGACUCGUACUUUGUUCGUUUGUUGCCUUCCUGCAUCAAGGCGCAUCCGGCCUUCCUCCCUGAAAACUAUUCUAUCCUUGACCAUUCCAGAAUUAUGUUUCUUAAUGCGCAUCUUCCCACCGAGCUGAGAACCACGUGGCGUUUCCUCUUCUCGACGGCAGCGCAUGGGGAAAGUUUUGCUAAAAUGGUGGGACAGAUUGAAGGCAAAGGUCCCACAAUAAUUAUCAUUAAAGACCAAGGGGGUCGUGUUUUUGGAGCUUUUUCGACUGACUCGUGGGCUUUUGGUCCCAAAUUUUGUGGAAAUAAUAACUCAUUCCUGUUCCAUCUCGGGCCUAAGUUUGGGUCUUACCCGUCGACCGGAUACAAUACCAACUUCCAGUACUUUAACGUUCAACAGCAGACAUUUCCUAAUGGAAUGGGAAUUGGUGGAAAACUCGAGUAUUUUGGGAUCUGGCUUGACGCAGAAUUCGGGAAAGGAAAAUCCAGCCCGUCCUGCACAACGUAUUCUUGCCCACAAAUGGCUUCCUCGGAAGAGUUUGAAAUUCACCACAUUGAAAUUUGGGGGGUCGGUCCAGAGCCCAAGGUUGAUGAGAAUGAACGAGGCGAACGCAGCAUUCUGGACAAAGACCCGGAAACGAAAGCCCUCUUAGAAUUGGUUGAUAGGGGUUCACACAGUGAAAAAAUGGGUCUCCGAGAAGAAUCUCAUUGUGAUUAAGAAAUUAUUAGGUUGACAAUUUGACAUGACAUUCCAUUCCACAACGUUAUCCAACUUUGAAGAAGCAUUGCCACUAAUUGAUUCUCAUUUUGAUUGGAAAAAUAUCUAUGUACGAGAAGACUAGUCCGUUUAGUUUCACUUUAUAAAAAUGUAAUCAGUAAGGAAAUUGACUUUAUCAUGAUGUGUAAAUAUUUAUUAACAAGUGUGUAGUUGAAAAUGUAGUGUUUCGUUCAAAGAUUACGUAUUAUUGAUAAGGAAAGAUUUAAAAUCUCAGUCUCUAUUUAAAAUGUGUUUCAAAUAAUAUAUAUUUGUGUAAAAUAAAACGUAAAAUAUUUACAAAC
This is a messenger RNA of Folsomia candida, 2071 nucleotides long. RefSeq names its product MTOR-associated protein MEAK7. NCBI's taxonomy places the organism in Eukaryota, Metazoa, Arthropoda, Collembola, Entomobryomorpha, Isotomidae. The coding region runs from base 330 to 1730 and encodes 466 amino acids. The transcript is spliced from 8 exons. The record is from RefSeq and is a predicted model, not a curated record.